AAUCUUGGGCUGUGAUUGGUCGGCCUAUUGAACAGGUGCUAUGCGUCAUCCGCCAUAUCGUUGGUUUUUGAGAAAGUACAUGUUGUUUGCUAAUCGUAAUAUUUCGAUUAAUUUGUGAUUAAACUAUUAAAAAGUGUGUUAAAUGUGUAUAUAAAGAUGAGUGAGUGGUACAGAAUGAAGAACGGCUUCAACAAUAAACAUAAUUCAUCUGAAUUGUCAGUGGAAACAUCUUGUGAUAUGUCAGACUCUUUUAAUAUAUUUUCUGAUAAUUUGAGCCCAAUACCGGCUUCAAUUGUGCCUCGAAAGUUGGAUUUUAGUAGUAUGGACGAUGAUGAGGGUAUGAGGGACCCUACAUCAGCUCCUGCAUCCCUCAGUCCACCGUACAAAAGGGUCAAGGCUCUGAAAUUAUUCGAUAGUCCUCACACGCCGAAAACGCUUCUAGAGAAAUGUUCAACGCCCUCCCAUCACCCGCCCAGAUCAAGACUCUUCCCGCCAAAAGUCAACGCACCUACUGGCAUGCCGUCUGGCUCGAGUCACCACCUUCACCCACCGUCGGACGAGGACAGCGCGCUCGGCAGCCUGCCGCCGGACGAGCUCGACGACACGAGGCCUGCGAGGCGACCACUUGCAAACAUCAACCCUUUCACACCUGACGGCCAAGCACUAAAUAAGAAGAAGAGAGCCCUGUCGAAGACGCCCACGUGGGGAGACGCGACGCCCGAGCAGCCGGCGAAGCGGCUCAGAGAGUCCAACAUCUCGCGCUACAACGUGGAGUUCGUGGAGCUGGGCGUGGCGGGGCGCGGCGCCUUCGGGCGCGUGGCGCGCUGCGUCAACAAGCUGGACGGCUGCGUGUACGCGCUCAAGCGCUCGCUGCGGCCCGUGGCCGGCUCGGCCGCCGAGCGCGCCGCGCUCACCGAGGUGUACGCGCACGCCGCGCUCGGCCGCCACCCGCACCUCGUGCGGUACUACUCGGCGUGGGCGGAGGACGACCACAUGAUCAUCCAGAGCGAGUACUGCGACGGCGGCUCGCUGCAGCAGCUGAUGGAGGCGGGGCCGCUGCCGGAGAGCGAGCUGCUGCUGUUGCUGGCGCACGUCGCGGACGGCCUCGCGUACAUCCACUCGCAGCAGCUGGUGCACAUGGACCUGAAGCCGGGGAACAUCUUCAUCGUGCGCGGCGAGGGCGGCGCGGCGCCGGACUCCGACGACGGCUACGACGACGACGAGCCCGACCUGCCGCACCACAAGUACAAGAUCGGUGACUUGGGUCAUGUGACCUGCGUGUCGUCACCGUCGGUGGAGGAAGGCGACUGCAGGUACCUUCCGAAGGAGGUGCUCCAGGAGGACUUCACGCAUUUGACCAAGGCUGAUAUAUUUGCUUUCGGUCUCACUCUAUACGAGGCCGGUGGAGGGGGAGCCUUGCCCAAGAACGGUCAGGAGUGGCACGACAUCAGGGAUGGAAAGCUACCGGUCCUACCGAACCUCUCGAGGGAGUUCAAUCAGCUGUUAAAGAAAAUGGUGGACCCGGACCCGAACCAGCGGCCGUCCGCCGCCCGCCUGCGCCGCCACCCGCUGCUGCACCCCGCCGGCAACAAGAGCAAGGCGCAGCUGCGGCGCGAGCUGGCCGCCGCCAAGCUCAAGAACGAGCUGCUGGCGCGCAAGCUGCAGGAGGCCGCCAGGUGCAUCAAAUCCCUGACGCCGAACCUCGUGAACCAGGAGUCGGCCAAGUUCCGCACGCGAUCGGCGAAGCGCCUGCAGAAGCCGCGUAUCGACUCCAACAUCGUCGAAAUCAUACAGUCGGUGUCGUCGCCGCUCCGGAUAGAGCGACGGACGGACAGGAGGAAGAGAGUGUAGUAUACGGAUGUUCUGUUGUCGCAUAAAUUAACAUUUGACACACGUAACGUAUGUCAGAGAAGUUUUAUACUCAGUGGCAACGGUCGGUGUCGCCAGUUGACUCUGAUUUAGUCGUCGGUGCGGUCGAACACGAACGCUCCGGGAACGCAAAGCUCUAACUGAACCGUGCGGAAUAUUAGUAUAAGUAAAAAGUAUCAUAUCAAUAUAAAUAUUUAUGUAGUAGUCAUAAAUUAAAACGUCAUUUUGUUUUAAAUAUAUUAUUGUCGAAUUAACAAAACAUUGUAAGAUUAAUAAUCUAAAGCAACGUCUAAGUACAAUAAGAAACGAAUAUAUUUGUUAUGAAACGGCCCUGAAGUGUCCGACGCGCGGACGUUAACUCUCUAGCCAUUUUUAGUAGCCUGUAGUGCUGUGGGGGACUCAGUACAGUCACGGAACAAGGAAAAUUUCGGAUAUUGACGUUAUUGCGACCCGACGUGUGUUUAAAUAUUAUUAGAAAAUAUUGCGAAUAAGUAAAGAGAAGCCGUAUGUAAGGUACGUAUUCAGUGUCUGUGUAAACGUGUCGAUUUUAUACUAACACUAUAGAAAUACAAUAAACCUUCCUACACGUGUAUAGUUUGAUAGAAAUUUAAAUGAGAAGCUUACUAAAAAGUCACGUACUUUAUUGUUUAGGGCAUAAGGUCUGAAAUUCUGAAGACGGCGUUCGUUGCACCUGUGUGAAUGCGAUGGCAAUACGCGAGUGACAGAGACAGUUACAUAGGACAGAUAGGCCAACGAACGAAAUUCUUCCUGUUCCGCGACUGGGGUAGAGCAGUCUCGCUACGCUAAUCCGUCACCUGGAAUACAUUUUCAAUAUUAAACACCUACAAGUUUAAAUUUCAUUUAGUUGCUUUGAUGUAAGGAAUGGUUAAAUCUUCUUUCCGGCGACAGUUUCUAUGGAUUAUGGUGACCACUCGCCACCGAGUGGCCAUAUGCCUGCCUACUAGCGAGACUUGUAAUUCGAUUUUAAAUAAUCCCGUUUCAACGUAGACACGAAUUUUGUCAAUUGUGUUUUGAUAAUUAAAAUAAACAUAAUGAUUUGACAUUGGAGACCAGUCAGCGAAAUUAUGGAAUAUUUCGUUGCUGGAUUCAUUAACAAAUAAUGACCUGUCAGACGUUUUCAACUAACGCGCGGUCUCACGACCUUUGAUACUUGUGGAAUACUUUUAUAUGAUGUAUCGGAAUUUGACUAUUAUAAAUAAUUAUUUUGGCAAAAUUAAAAGAACGGAUACAAAUAAAACAAUAAUAAAAUCUAAUAAAUACAAUGUUUGUGAAUUUAAAAUGUCAAUAAUGAUGACUUAAUCUGCCGUAUGGCUGAAUGUUGAAAUGAUCAUUGUUACGUAGAAACGAUACGAAACGAUAAUCACGUGUGUACUAGUGGCCCUUGUUUUGCAUAAUAUUAAUAUUGCUAUAAUAAAAUCUCAUCAGAUAAUAACUCGUAGCAAAUAUAGACAACACACCGAUUUUAGACUCUUGCUAGAGAUCGUAAAGUCGAAAAUGUUUAUUAAAACUAAAUUUUAACUACUUUACUUUUACUAGUAAUUAAAUUACAUUAAUUACCUUAGUAGCUUAAGGUACAGUUAGAGCUGAAAAAUAUUACCGUCAAUUUGAAUCAUAAAGAUGUAUACAGUUCUAUUAGUUUUAUUGUUUAUAACGAACUAAAUAUAAAUUAAAAGUUUUCUAAAGGCUUGGCAACGACUUUGUAGUUAGACAUAGAAACUCGUAUAAUUAUAAUCAAUUUCUUGUUAUUGCGUUUUCUGUUGUUUUCGCAAUGGUUUGUUUUGUUAACGCUACUCGAGAGAGAGAUAGCAACAUUCACCAACAAAAUACAAUCAUUGUAAUGAUGUAUGAGUAUUGUAAAACGAAUGGGCCGUCAAAAUCGUUAAAAUUCUCGAGAAAAACGUUUUGCUGGUAUAUAACGAAUAGAUAGUCUCCGUGUCUGCAAAUAAACUACUCGCCGAAUGUACAAAUAUACUCGUAUACAUACAGACUAAAUAUGACUAAAAGUGCCUUCGAAUGUUAAACGAGAACAUUGUGAUUAUAUUUGCUAUUAAAACGAAUUUACUGUAUAAAUGUUAACCGUUUCGUGACGUUUAAACAGCUCUUGUUUUGUGAAUAAAUUAUAAAAUAAUCUCUUAAUGUAAUCGAAUGGGGAAUACAGUUAAAACGUCGAAUCGAAAUGUUUCCAGCAGAACACGGAGCUGUUUAAAUAGCACGACAAUAAUUCUUCCAUUAAUCCCUCGAUGUGAUAUUUGUUUGAAAGAAAAAAUAAACUUAAAUAUUAAGCUUUAGGUAAGUGUAGUUCGUGGAACACGACGGUCGAGACGCGUCUCGGCCGCCCCCCCUUUAUACCACCUUAGUCGUAGGCAGCGGUCGGACUGUUCGUACUCGUAGUGCUCGGGUUUGGUCAGGUUAGCGAGGGCGCCAUGUAGAGCUACUUCAACCUCCGUCUCUAUUCAGUCGUAUCUCAAAUGUUACACUCGUCGAAUCUAUGAUUUGUGUUUAUAUUUUAAAUAGUCGUAGUCCUUAUGACCCCGAGCUAUAUUUUAUCGCAACAAACAUUUGAUUUAUUCAUUCCAUAUAGUUGUAUAUGGAAUAAAUAAACAGCAAUAAUUAUUUUCGCGUCAGAGGCGAUUCUCUGUCGUCCUCUUCACUCACCCGAGUCGACCGGCAGUGUGCGAGCGAGAGGUGACCAGAGGCGACGCCAUUUUGUUCAUUUACCCGAGUGGGCAGAGUCGGUGGUGGGGACAGCUCUCGGUUGCGUCUGACGUGUCGCCUUCGACAAACGAGCGCCGUCCGUCCGUGUCGCUCUCGAUAAAUGUAUAUUUAUAUUAAUUGUAUAGAUGUAAAAAUGAAGAAAAUAUAAUCAAAACUUUAAUACGUGUUAAAUUAAAUCUUCCUCCGAUACUAAUUAGUGUUAAGAUGCAAAUGUGGAAUGUACUUCGAGAAUUCUCUGUUAACUUGUCCAUUAGGUUAAUUUAUUUAAUACGAUUAAUAUUAACAGGGUGUUUAUAUAAACGAUUAAAAUUUAUUAAAAUUACAAGUUGAAAAGUUUGAGUUUUUGUUUUGAAUCAUAAAUAACAUCGGUUUCAGUAAUUUGAGCGUCUCGUAUGAACGAGCGCUUCUCACGCGCGGGAGUCGGACGCCGCUUUACACGUUCACUGUUCUGUAAAAGCUAAGAUGUAAUCGAUAUUCAUUUUUAAGUCCUUUUAUUAAUGUUUCCUUGUACUGUGCCUUUUUUAAUUAUAAUUGAUGUAAUAUUAUUAAUUAGCUUAUGUUUUAAUAUUUAGAAAUGUAAUUCGUGGAUUAUUGUGUUAUUGUACAAACGAUCGGCGGGCGCCAGAUAUUCGGUGAAAUUGAUUUAUCAAAACGAUUAUAUUAUUAACGAAAUAAGCAGUAAAAUGAUUUGCUUUUGAUUAAUGUAGAAAGUAAAAUGUAAUCUCUCUGUAGUAAAUAAAAUGUAGAAUAAUAAUAUAUUAAUUUCGCACAUGUGUGGCGCAGGUCUUAUCGUUUAUAGCGAUCGUUAUAUUUAGAAUCCUAAUGUGCUAUCAAUAUAUAAUUAAUAUCUGACUUAUUUAUACAAAAUGUAAACAAAAUAAUACUAUAUAUAAUAACUGUCUCGUGAAAUAGCUCGACGAAAGGCAACGUCGACGGCGUAACUUUGUUUAGUUUACAUUCUGUAUACGUCACAAUAUAUAAAAUUAUAAUUCGUAAUAUGAAUGUCUGUACAAAGAAAUUGGUCUAUAAAUAUGUAAAUAGUUCGAAAUUACUCGAUCUGUCCUCUUCGGUUGCGACGUCGCGAGGUCACCGUAUGGGAACGCGAGGACGGCCACCCGUACCGUACGGACUCAAAUAACACGUAGGAUCUGCUGAGAGCUGCCAAGAAACUCGGUAGUUACUAUUUUUCGCUAAUUGAAUUACAUAAUAUAUUAAUAAUAAACAAUUUAGUUUUUUAUAUCUCGCAUUACAAUUAUAUACUAACUUGAAUCACAAGGAAAUAAUCAUCAAUCGUGGUGUCUAUGGUCAAAUUAAUUGUAGUUAUCUGGUUGUGGAAGUCGCUCCACGAUGUAACAAUAGUAUAACAGACUUGGUAGGCAACUAGAAAUUAAACAAAUCCUAAUAUAAAUACAAUUUAAAUACUCCAACGCACAAAUCAACCCAGAAAAGUGAUUGCCGCGCUUUUUGUUCCACAGAUUAAACUUUAACUACUUUUUUAAUACAGUUCCUGGCAUGGGAAUCGCAUUAGUGGUUGUUUAUAAAGAUAAGAUUAUAUUAUUUUAGCGUAAAAUAUUUAUGGCUGUCCUACUUGGUGGGUUGUCUUUAGAUUUACGGAUGGAUCUCAUGAUUACUAUUUUUUUUUAAUCUAUUAAUAAUAUCAAUAUCGAGUGAAGGCUGAGUGUUGGGUCAAAUCUGGUUUGGUGUUAAAUAAAAUAAAAAUUACUUUCGAUUUUCAAAUGUAUAUAAUUUAUUGUAUUUCUAUAUACGUAAAUGUCGGUUUUUUUGUAAAAAUUCUUGUUCGAGGUAUGAACGUAAAUACCAAAUAUUAAAUUUGUAAAAUUGCGUAACGCGCUGUAAUGUUGAUGUUAUUUGGUUGUUGUUCGAUUUGACCAAAGCGGAGGUGACGGUAGCUGUGAAUGUAUUUUUGCUAAACAUUGUAAUGAACAAAUAAAUGGGCUUGUUUAAA
This is a messenger RNA of Vanessa tameamea, 6571 nucleotides long. It is a transcript of the gene Wee1, whose product is annotated as wee1-like protein kinase. Gene Ontology annotation, biological process: mitotic cell cycle; negative regulation of G2/MI transition of meiotic cell cycle; protein phosphorylation. Gene Ontology annotation, cellular component: cytoplasm; nucleus. The transcript has 11 exons. Bases 157 to 1851 code for a protein of 564 amino acids. Lineage: Eukaryota; Metazoa; Arthropoda; Insecta; Lepidoptera; Nymphalidae. The record is from RefSeq and is a predicted model, not a curated record. Gene Ontology annotation, molecular function: ATP binding; non-membrane spanning protein tyrosine kinase activity; magnesium ion binding.